Gorilla gorilla gorilla (western lowland gorilla) is the source of this 830-nucleotide messenger RNA. RefSeq names its product mediator complex subunit 31 (gene MED31). Gene Ontology annotation, molecular function: transcription coregulator activity. Gene Ontology annotation, biological process: regulation of DNA-templated transcription. The record is from RefSeq and is a predicted model, not a curated record. The coding region runs from base 1 to 651 and encodes 216 amino acids. Lineage: Eukaryota; Metazoa; Chordata; Mammalia; Primates; Hominidae. Gene Ontology annotation, cellular component: mediator complex. The transcript is spliced from 4 exons.
AUGGUCCUUCUAAGGCUAAAACACUGGACUCCUGCCCCUCAGGCGCUCCCACGGCCCGGGCCCCGCCCCCUCGCUAUUUUUGAGCCAGCGCGGGUGGAGCCAUCCCAGGGCUGGUCGGGGAUGGGCGGAGCUGCCCCGCCCCAUAUCCCACAGUGCCCCGGGACCGGAAGAGGGAGCCGUGGUUUCCGGAACUUCGCCCGCCUCUCUGGGCUUUUGCUCGGUCAGGCUGGUGGCGUCUUGGUGUCUUCGUUUGUUAUGGCCGCUGCCGUCGCUAUGGAGACAGAUGAUGCUGGAAAUCGACUUCGGUUUCAGUUGGAGUUGGAAUUUGUGCAAUGUUUAGCCAACCCAAAUUACCUUAAUUUUCUUGCCCAAAGAGGUUACUUCAAAGACAAAGCUUUUGUUAAUUAUCUUAAAUACUUGCUUUACUGGAAAGACCCAGAAUAUGCCAAGUAUCUAAAGUACCCUCAGUGUUUACACAUGUUAGAGCUGCUCCAAUAUGAACACUUCCGAAAGGAGCUGGUGAAUGCUCAGUGUGCGAAAUUUAUUGAUGAACAGCAGAUUCUACAUUGGCAGCACUAUUCCCGGAAGCGGAUGCGCCUUCAGCAAGCCUUGGCAGAGCAGCAACAGCAAAAUAACACAUCGGGAAAAUGAAAAAGCUGGAUACAAACGAGGCACUUAAUACAUGUAUAUAAUGUAUUUCUUUUGUACAGUGAAGACAAAAAAAAUGAAAACUCUUCCUAUCUACCUUUAUUAUGGUAGCCCCUAGAACCUUUAGUGUGCUUUUUAAUCCAACUUUUUAUUGUUAAUAGACUAUUUCUGUUAAACCUGAA